ACAGGGAGGUCUGCAAUCCCUAUGCUGGGAUUCCCUUACUCAACCAUGCCUGACCCAGGGUGGUCAGAAUUCUACUACAGUAGCAAAAAGAGCUCCUACAGGGAAAUCAACACCCAGAAAAGCCUCACGGAGUCAGCAUCUCCCUGUCCCUGUCGUUUUGGUUCAAGACCAUUUGGGGGACACUCCUGGAUAAGUGGUUCUUUCUGACAUUUUCAAGAGGAAGCAAAAGCUAUCAGCAGGGCUCCACGUCGGCACCAGCUGCGGGGCAAAAUGGAGGCGCUGAUUUUGGAACCCUCCCUGUAUACUGUCAAAGCCAUCCUGAUUCUGGACAAUGAUGGAGAUCGACUUUUUGCCAAGUACUAUGACGAUACCUACCCCAGUGUCAAGGAGCAAAAGGCCUUUGAGAAGAACAUUUUCAACAAGACCCACCGGACUGACAGUGAAAUUGCCCUCUUGGAAGGCCUGACAGUGGUAUACAAAAGCAGCAUUGAUCUCUAUUUCUAUGUGAUCGGCAGCUCCUAUGAAAAUGAGCUGAUGCUCAUGGCUGUUCUGAAUUGCCUCUUCGACUCACUGAGCCAGAUGCUGAGGAAAAAUGUAGAAAAGUGAGCUCUGCUGGAGAACAUGGAGGGGCUCUUCUUGGCUGUGGAUGAAAUCAUAGAUGGAGGGGUGAUCCUGGAGAGCGAUCCCCAGCAAGUGGUACACCGGGUGGCAUUAAGGGGAGAAGAUGUACCCCUUACGGAGCAGACCGUGUCUCAGAUGCUGCAGUCAGCCAAAAAACAGAUCAAGUGGUCACUCCUUCGGUGAAGAUCCCACUGUUCCUGGCUCCUCACCCCCCUCAAAAAAUCCACGUCUGCUGUGACUUCUCAUCCAGCCCCCCAGUUGAUGCUCUCAGGGUCAUCUCGGGGAUAACAGGGAUCCUUAAAUCUCCAUCCUGUCUGUGGUUGCCCCCUCGCAAACCUGUAUACGCUUCCCGUUCCUUCUCUUUUUUGCAGUUCUGGGAGUAAAGCUCUCAGCAGAUUUGGACACAGGGCAGGGGAAGCACUCUCUUCCUUGCUCGACUGGAUUAUGCUCCCAUGCUCUCCUAUCCCCCAUAUUUCCUCCUCCACUUCUGUGCCCUUUGCUGCAGCUACGCUUCAGAUCAAA
Messenger RNA from Mesoplodon densirostris (Blainville's beaked whale), 1143 nucleotides. RefSeq names its product coatomer subunit zeta-1-like. Lineage: Eukaryota; Metazoa; Chordata; Mammalia; Artiodactyla; Ziphiidae. Gene Ontology annotation, cellular component: COPI vesicle coat. Gene Ontology annotation, biological process: retrograde vesicle-mediated transport, Golgi to endoplasmic reticulum; intra-Golgi vesicle-mediated transport; intracellular protein transport. The record is from RefSeq and is a predicted model, not a curated record. The transcript has a single exon.